AUGCAGACUGCUUCUACAAACAUUUGUGAAAGAAUGGGUCGCUCUCAGGAGCUCAGCGAAUUCAAGCAUGGUACCGUGAUAGGUUGCCACCUGUGCAAUAAGUCCAUCCGUGAAAUUUCCUUGCUACUAAAUAUUUCACGGUCAACGGUUAGUGGUAUUAUAACAAAGUGGAAGUAACUGGGAACAACAGCAACUCAGUAAAAUGACAGAGCGGGGUCAGCGCAUGUUGAAGAGCAGACUGCGCAGAAGUCGCCAACUGUCUGCAGAGUCAAUAGCUAAAGAACUCCAAACUUCAUGUGGCCUUCAGUUUAGCACAACAACAGUUCCUAGAGAUCUUAAUUGAAUGGGUUUUCAUGUCCAA
Molecule: messenger RNA, 361 nt
Organism: Staurois parvus
Lineage: Eukaryota; Metazoa; Chordata; Amphibia; Anura; Ranidae
Source: the annotation of a GenBank genome assembly